AAUUGGCCACACCAGCCUUCAACUACUGACACCUGUUUCCAUUUACCAAAACAGAAUUGGAGGGAGAGGUAUAAAAAUUAAGCAGCAGCAGUACACAAGUUACUGCUUCCUGUCAACUUAGGUUGACAUUAUGGCUUUUUUGUUCAGGCUGUUGGUGGUCUCCUUAUUGGCAUUGGAGACAUGUAAAGUAAAAGCAUCAUAUGUUCCUUCAAUGCCUGUGUCUGGCAUUCUAACUUCGGGUCCAAACAAACCACACAAAUUGCCAGAUGUGCAACGCUAUGCCCCAUGGUUUCCAAGGAGUUUCCAUGGUUUCUUUGCCCCUCAGCAGGAACCGGGCAGUAGUAAACCUCAGUUACCUACUGAGCCGAAGUUACCAAUAGGAGGUCCAGUCCCUCUGUUUAACCCACCACAGUUUCCUAGAAAGCCUCUUUGUCCAGCAGGUUUUUGCAGGUCACCAAUAUUCCCUGUUGAGCCAAAGUACCCAAUAAGCCAUCCAGGCCUGCUGUUCAACCCAUUAUUGCUUCCUAUAGCCCCAGAGUACCCAACAGGAUUUCCAAACCCUCCCUUUAGCCCACCAAUUCUUCCUGUUGAGUCCAAGUACCCAAUUGGCAGUCCAGUCCCUCCAUCCAACCCACCAGUACUUCCUGUUGAGCCCAAGUACCCAUUAGGAGGUACAGUCCCUUCAGUCAAGCCACCACAGUUUCCUAGAAAGCCUCCUUGUUCAAGUGGAAGACAAUCAGGUUCUUGCUGGCCACCAGCUUUCCCCAUUGAACCCACGUACCCAAUAGGAGGUCCAGUCCUUCCGUCCCACCCACCAGCGCUUCCUGUUGAACCCAACUACCCAAUAGGAGGUCCAGUUCUUCCGAACCACCCACCAGCGCUUCCUGUUGAACCAAAGUACCCAAUAAGAGGUCCAGUUCUUCCGAACCACCCACCAGCGCUUCCUGUUGAACCAAAGUAUCCAAUAAGAGGUCCAGUCCUUCCGUCCCACCCACCAGAGCUUCCUGUUGAACCAAAGUACCCAAUAAGAGGUCCAGUCCUUCCGUCCCACCCACCAGAGCUUCCUGUUGAACCAAAGUACCCAAUAAGAGGUCCAGUCCUUCCGUCCCACCCACCAGAGCUUCCUGUUGAACCAAAGUACCCAAUAAGAGGUCCAGUCCUUCCGUCCCACCCACCAGAGCUUCCUGUUGAACCAAAGUACCCAAUAAGAGGUCCAGUCCUUCCGUCCCACCCACCAGCGCUUCCUGUUGAACCAAAGUACCCAAUAGGAGGUCCAGUCCCUCCAUCCAACCCACUAAUGCUUCCUAUUGUGCCAGAGUACUCAAUGGGCCAUCCAGGCCUGCUAUUCAAUCCAUUACUGCUUCCUAUAGCCCCAGAGUACCCAAUAGGAUUUCCAAUCCCUUCCUUCAACCCACCAGUGCUUCCUGUUGAGCCCAAGUACCCAUUUGGAGGGCCAGUCCCUCUGUUUAACCCACCAGUACUUCCUGGUGAACCAAUGUAUCCAAUAGGAGGUCCCGUACCUCAGGUCCAACCACCACAGCUUCCUAGUAAGCCUCCUUGUUCAGUGGCAAGUCCCUUUAGUGUUUGUAGGCCGCAAACAUUCCCUGUUAAGCCCAAGCACCCUCUAGAGGUUCCAGUCAGCCAUGGCCUAAUGCCUCUUUUCCAAACUUUGGAGUCUGGCAAGGUUCCUACAGAGCGCUUGAAUCAUGGAUAUCCAGGAUGCUAUAGCAAAUGGCCGUUUCUGCAAUCAAAGCCCUGCUACUAGAGAGCUUCAGAAGGUCCAGAAGCAAUGAGACUAAAUCAUUCACCUCUUGCAAUAAAGAACUCAUUACAAAA
This is a messenger RNA of Xiphophorus maculatus (southern platyfish), 1836 nucleotides long. RefSeq names its product adhesive plaque matrix protein-like. The record is from RefSeq and is a predicted model, not a curated record. The coding region runs from base 131 to 1765 and encodes 544 amino acids. The transcript has 4 exons. NCBI's taxonomy places the organism in Eukaryota, Metazoa, Chordata, Actinopteri, Cyprinodontiformes, Poeciliidae.